AUGGACUCGACAUCAUCUCUUGAUCGAGAAACCCGUAACGAUGAUGAGAGUAACCUUCAAACUCCGGAUAGCAACAGAGGCAAAAGGAAAGAAUGUGGCGAGAGUCCUGAACGAUCUAAAGUGACGUCUCAACCAUCUAAAGUGAAGCGGCUCCUCCCAACAAGAUCAGAAGUGUGGGAUCAUUAUACAAGAACUAAGGAGGACAGAGACAGGUGUUUAUGCAACUAUUGCCAGAAGGAAUACUCGUGUCUCACCACAUCAGGAACCACAAACCUGAAGAAGCAUCUUGAAAUUUGCAAAAACCAUCAAGCGUGGUUAGCUAGCAAAAAAGAGAAACAAAAAGGUAUCGCUGAGGAUGGAAAGCUCAAGACGUGUAAACUCACUGAAACUGUGUUUCGAGAAGCAACAAAUGAGAUGAUUCUGUUGGGACAAUUGCCUUUAGCAUUUGUUGAUAGUGUGGCAUGGAAGCAUUUCUGUAAAAAGGCAAUGCUAGGGUACACUCCUCAUUCAAGAAGGACUUUAACUAAAGACAUCGUAAAGAUGUAUGUGGAGAAGAAAGAGGCAUUGAAAAGAUGGUUCUUAUGCAAUAAGCAACGUGUAUCCAUCACUACAGAUAUUUGGGUUUCACAAACAACAGGUGCUAGUUACAUGGUCAUCACGGUGCAUUACAUUGAUGCUUUAUGGCGCUUGAAGAAACUGAUCAUAGGAUUCAAACACAUCACGGAUCACAAAGGUCAGACAAUUGCAACUGUUUUGCUAGACUGCUUGGCUGAAUGGGGAAUUCGUAAGGUUUUUUGCAUAACCGUUGACAAUGCUACUGCUAAUAAUUCAGCGUUAAGGAAGUUUCACACUGCAUUUGCAUUAGUGUCUGAUCAGUCUCUUGUCUUAGAUGGUGAGUUCUUGCACAUGAGAUGUAGUGCUCAUAUCAUAAACUUGAUUGUGAGGGACGGAAUGGCAGAAAUAGAUCAGACUGUAGCUGCUAUCCGUAAUGGUAUCUCGUAUGUUAGAUCACAUACAAAUAUGUUGAGGUCUUUUGAGCUGAAGGUUGACUCGGGUAAGAUGACAAGAGGAAGCUUGCCUCUGGAUGUCAAGACAAGGUGGAAUUCAACGUAUCUGAUGUUGUCAACAGCUCUGAAAUUCAAGGUGGCAUUUGACAAGAUGGAGGGAGAAGACAUGUUGUACAACGACUACUUCAGUGAGUUGGAGAACGGUUCUAAAAGGGUUGGUCCUCCUCAGCAUAAGGAUUGGGAUGCAGUUGAGAAAUUGUGUCGGUUUCUUCUCAUAUUUUACAACUCAACACUGGUGGUCUCAGCUUCAACUUCUCUUAAUGCGCAUAAGUGUUAUGGUGAGAUAGUAACCAUUGCUGCAAAUCUGAUGGAACUCAUCACGAACUAUGAUCCUGAGUUGAGUUCGAAGGCAACAGAAAUGUUCAAAAAGUUUGACAAGUAUUGGGAUGGGCUCAAGAAUAUGAACAAGAUGUUGAUGGUUGCCACUGUCUUUGAUCCCACCAAGAAGUUGGAGCUUGCGAAGAUGUGCUUUGAGGAAUUGUAUGGGCUAGACACUGUCGAGUACAAGGAGGUGUACGAGUCUUUGAUAAGUGUCUUGAGAAGUUUGUUCAAAGAGUAA
This is a messenger RNA of Brassica napus (rape), 1626 nucleotides long. RefSeq names its product zinc finger BED domain-containing protein RICESLEEPER 2-like. The coding region runs from base 1 to 1626 and encodes 541 amino acids. The transcript has 3 exons. The record is from RefSeq and is a predicted model, not a curated record. Gene Ontology annotation, molecular function: DNA binding. NCBI's taxonomy places the organism in Eukaryota, Viridiplantae, Streptophyta, Magnoliopsida, Brassicales, Brassicaceae.